AUGCCACCCCCGCUCCCCUCGCACCACCGCGGCAUGACCGCAAACCCAACCCGACCAGCCCGCUAUCGCCCCGGAAAACCAAUCGCCGAAGAACCAUCCUCAGACGAAGACGAAGACGAGGAAGAUGAGGCCACCAUCAAAGCACGAGAGGAGGAGAAGCGCAAGCGGGCGGAGGCGCAGAGGCGACAAAGACAGCAGCAACAGCAGCAGCAGCCGAAGGCGAGUUCAUUUCCGGCAGGCGCGAUUACGAAGGGUGUCAAGGGUGUGAGGAUUGAGGAGCCAGAGCAGGAUGAGGGGGAGGAUGAGGAAGGGUUCGUUACUGAUGAGGGUGAGGACGAGCAAGGUAUUUCAGGCGCGGCGCCGGCUAAGGUAGCGCCGCGGGUUACUGGGGCGCAUGCACCUGCUCCUAUAGCUAAAGACGAAGACGAGGAAGAGGAAGAGGAAGAAUCAGAAGAAGAGAGUUCCGAGGAAGAAAGCUCCGAAGACGAACGACCACGAGUCCUCCUCCGACCAACAUUCAUCAAGAAAAACCAGCGCAAACCAGACACCGCCCAGGACACGACGGAAGCAGAUACUGCCGCAGAAGCAGAAGCCCAGCAAGCCCAACGGAAGGAAAAAGCAGAUAUGCUGAUCCGCGAACAGCUUGAGAAGGCUGCGCUGGAACGCAGCGCUGCAAACCGCCAAUGGGACGAUGAUGAAGCUGAAGCCGCCGAAGAAGCUGCCAUCGAUGAUACAGACGGUCUCGACCCGGAGGCAGAGCAUGCAGCGUGGAAACUGCGGGAAUUGAAACGUGUCAAGCGCGAGCGCGAGGCGAUCGAGGCAUCCGAGAAAGAGCGCGAGGAGAUCGAGCGACGGAGGAAUCUCACAGCGGAAGAGCGCGAGCGCGAAGACCGGGAGUUCCUGGCGAAGCAGAAACAGGAGAAAGACGCCACGCGUGGACAACCGGGAUUCAUGCAGCGGUAUUUCCACAAGGGUGCGUUCUUUCGUGAUGAUCUUGAGCGCGAGGGUCUCGAUCAGCGGAAUGUUAUGGGGAGGAGGUUCGUCGAUGAUGUCUCUCGUGAGACACUACCGCAGUACAUGCAGGUGCGCGACUUGACGCAGGUGGGCAAGAAGGGUCGUACGCGGUAUCGCGAUCUUAGGAGUGAGGAUACGGGACGAUUUGGUGAGGGGUUAGACGGUCGUCGUCGUCGUGAUGGGCCGCCUAUUGGGAUUACUGAUGAACGGUUUAUGCCGGAUCGGGUUGAUGAAAAGACUCGUCCUACGGGGGCGAAUGCUAGUGCCGUGAGAGAGAGACGGAGGUCACGGUCGAGGUCUUACUCUCCUCGAAGAGGGGAUCGUGGAGAUUCAUACAGACCUGGUGGUGGUGGGAGGAAACGAAGUCCUUCUCCGUAUGAGGACCGGGACAAGCGUAGACGGACGGAGGCAUGA
Aspergillus chevalieri is the source of this 1428-nucleotide messenger RNA. Its product is annotated as microfibrillar-associated 1 family protein. Bases 1 to 1428 code for a protein of 475 amino acids. The record is from RefSeq and is a predicted model, not a curated record. Gene Ontology annotation, cellular component: U2-type spliceosomal complex. NCBI's taxonomy places the organism in Eukaryota, Fungi, Ascomycota, Eurotiomycetes, Eurotiales, Aspergillaceae. Gene Ontology annotation, biological process: mRNA splicing, via spliceosome. The transcript has a single exon. Gene Ontology annotation, molecular function: RNA binding.